UUUUAACUACCGACGGCGCGAAACCAAGUUAAAAAAGUUAGUAGCGUUCUGUCAUUAGGAAUUCCUAACUUAUUAUGCGGUAUAUAGCUCUGUUAGCCUGUGCCGGCAUCUGGAGUGUUACCCUGGUUGCGGUGACUCUCGCCUGCCAGACCCGAGAGGAAGGAUGUAGGGCCGACAUCCUUUGCUGCACCGACCUGGGACUGCAGUGCGACUAUACCACUCCCGAUUUCGGGUUUUGCCGAUUCCCCAGAUCCUCGCCGCCACUUACCUCGAGGCAACCACCCCAUCCCGCUGCAAUAGCAACCACCAAGCAUUCCGUGAAGCCGGCGGGCCCAACCACCAAGCAGCCAAAACCCCGGCCGACAACAACCAAACGCCGGCCGGUGAACACAGCCACCACGACCGUCGCUCCGGACCACAACGGCCGUGAAGGCAGACAGGACGGGGAAGGACUGCCCGGUUUCAUGAAUGGUCACCCGGUUUACGGGAACUACGCUAACAUGCCACCAUAUCCGUUCUUCUCCGGUAUGCCAAACCUUCCCAACGUGAAUUUCGGCGGCGGCCUUCCCGGCGUGAAUUUUGGCCUGCCGGGUUUGGCCGCUAGCCGAUGUCAGCCGUUCUUCCCCAACGGGCAACCUUUUGGCCAGCCGCAUAUUUGGCCGAACGUCGAGAACCGCGGAAUUCCUUAUAAAAUCGUGAGGGACAGCGACGAUCGUGGCGCUGACAGAUUUGUGUUGAGUGCUGAACGGGCGAUCGACAUGAUCAACGCCGCCAUGAUCGACUGCACGGGCUUCCAGAUGCGCCCUGCUGGUGACGCUGAUACCUGUCAUGUGCUCAGCAUCCACAUCUACCAAGACGUAUCCGAUUCCAAGAGCUGUAACGGCGGGGCUCCACACAGUGAACAAUAUGGAUACAACGACUAUGGCGACAACGCCAUCUACAUCAACACGGUACCAUUCAACGAACACCAACGUCCGGAUGCGAUGCUGCAUAUCGUGAUUAUGCACGAGCUGCUGCACGCGGUGUUCGAUCUACGCCACGAACACGCUCGACGCGACCGGGACCAGUACGUCAAGCCGCUGCUGGACAAUCUCAAGUGCCAAGAAAACGCCGCUGCCUUCGAGAAGAACGACCUGCAGGCGCCGUAUUUCGCAACGGAUAUGCGCUUUCCCUACGAUCCCAACAGCAUCAUGCACGCCAGUGGUACCGACUAUUCCCGUGGACCUGAUGAGAGAAACAACACCCUGUAUACGCUGUUCAUGCAGUCUGGAAUGCCGAAGCACUGGUACAUUGGUCCGUGGGGACCGCAACCGUGUCUGGGGUAUUUUGACGUUGCCAAGAUGCGCUCCCGUUAUCAGUGUACUGGAGACAAUCCACAGUCCCGCACCGAAUCGAGAAAGAUCGGUGUCCUGUUCCAGUGGAAGGUGGAAUGCGAUGGUCUGCGGUUUCAACUGGCGGGCCAGAUGCCGGCCGGUGACAUUACCGAGACGUCCAUGAUUAACGCCUGCGCGGCGCUCGUGGACGAGCAACACGCUGUGCUGGCCAAUGUGGAUCUGGAGCGACAAGUCUGCGAAGUGCUGACCAGCAUUCAGGACUGCCAGUACACACCGCAUCAUUCCGCCAACCAUACGAUGGCCGUCGUUCUGCGCAGCAACCGCAUCUUGCGGACCUUCGAGAACACCCGCAUGCAGACGCGGACCGACGCAACGCGACGCGUGGAGCAGGUGGACGACUCGGCAUUGGCCGAUCUGCGCCCGGGCGAAUGCCAGAUGCUGUGCCAACUGCUGCCCGGCGUCUGCGUGGCCGCCACGGCCAGCGACAAUAGCGGCCGUGUCCAGUGUCAGCUGUAUUCGCGCUGGGAGAAUUUCGUUCCGGCGAAAGACUCCCGCGUGACGACUUACCUGGUCCAGGACUGGGACACCAUGUUCACUUAUACUCCGUACGCUUAGCCUUAGCGAUAUAGAUCCGCAGGUCUGUUCAAAAAGCCUCGACCGUACGCUUAAUCUGUUUGAAAACCCGCUAUGCGUGCUUGUUGCUCUUGCGGCUUAAAAUACUGUUUAGCAACUGGACGGGGGAAGGCGCGAUGCGUGAUUUUGUUGCUCCUCCGUCCCUUGUCAUAUAAACUUCUCACUGCUAUUUCUUUUUUAACUGGCUUUCGGUGACCUGGCAGGCUGGCAAUGCCAUCCAGAUAACUGAACUGAGCGACUUUCCAAACCGUUGUUUGGAGCAAGUCAGCGGGGAAAUGCCGCUUCUGUUACCGAGGUUGUCGAAAGUAUUUUCUUGUUAGACGAGAACAAGGUCUUACAGAUACGUACUAUCA
Molecule: messenger RNA, 2320 nt
Organism: Paramacrobiotus metropolitanus
Lineage: Eukaryota; Metazoa; Tardigrada; Eutardigrada; Parachela; Macrobiotidae
Exons: 7
Coding region: 75-1949 (624 amino acids)
Biological process (GO): proteolysis
Molecular function (GO): metalloendopeptidase activity; zinc ion binding
Source: RefSeq, a predicted model, not a curated record